This is a messenger RNA of Chara braunii, 1819 nucleotides long. NCBI's taxonomy places the organism in Eukaryota, Viridiplantae, Streptophyta, Charophyceae, Charales, Characeae. The record is from the annotation of a GenBank genome assembly.
ACAUGGUUUCUUAUGUCGCUAGAUCGAAACAUGGCUACUACGUCAGAAGGAGCUUAAGAUCAAACUCCAGGUGGCGGAGGAAUACGUCAUGACGUUCAAACCGUGGCUUCCUCUUCAAGAACUGAAGGAAAUCAGGCUCCAAGAAGCGGAGACGAGAUUUUGGAUUAUGGCGUUGCGAGUGCCCUUGGAUGCAUACUACUACCUUCAUAGUGUUGUCCAAGGCAUGUUUGGAGAAGUGAGGACGAUGCAUCCACCGGAAUUUGACAGCUCAAGACCGAAAUUGAUGAACAUCAAGUUCGAUAUGGCUCCUGAGGCAAGAGAAAAACUUGACGACGACCUAACGAUCCAAGCACCGUCGGGAGAAAGAUGGAAGGUGGACAUCGCCACCCCCUACACCGAUUGGUGCAAAAAGUGUCGAUGGUACUUUCACACAGAGGACAACUGUCCUCGAGUGCGUCAAGGAGAAGGAGUUGGCUUCUCUGGUCGAAGAAUAGGGGGACAUAAGGUGCGUUAUUCCCAACAUCAGCAGAGACAAGUCAGACAGACGGGUGGUACCCAGGUAAUCGAGGAAAGACCUACUGUAAGUCGGACCGAUCUUCACCAGGGCCCUGGCCCGAGCGCGAAUCACCGCGACACGAUUGCCACACAAGGUCAUAAUCCGAGAUGGGCAGACCAAGUGGCGGUGGAAUGCUUCACACGCGCUGAGCAAGGGAUUAGAGGGGGCACGGGGCCACUGUAUGGAGUGUCGGGUGCAGCAGGAGGAGAUCGAAGUCCGGGUCCGCAAGGAAGCAAUCCUAGGUGGAUGGGUGCAGCGGCAGAAGUAUCAUGGAGGCAACCAUCGCAGAGUCAGCCCUCCUCGCAGAUGUUUUUCGGUCGGUACGAAGCUUCUAACGAUCCAGGCCCAGAGGAAGGUAUGCCUGGAGGGAGAGGUUACAAUCAUCACCUGUUUGAGCACACAGAAGGUAUGCAGGGAUUGCAUGGAAUCCCACAAUGGAGGGAGAGGCCUGACUGUCAGACAGGUCAGAGGUCAAACUGGCACGCAGGUGAACAAUUCGACGAAAGGGAGAGGCUGGCAGCCGGAUCGAUGCAUUGGCGGGAAGAACGUUGGGGCACCGACACGCACGAUGCACGUUUGCAAGGAGUAGAGCAGUUUCAUCAGGACCAGUUCGAGUGGAGGGCACCAGCUCACCCUCUCCCAAGAUACCCCUCCAACCAAUACAAUUGGAGGGAGUUUGUUCCUCAGGGAAGGGACGCUCACCCUAUGACGUCUGGUCUUUCCUGGCGCCCGGACGGCCCAGGUCCAUCUCGAUUAGGGAGAAGGGUUCCAAGUGGUGAUUGGAGGGAUCAGGGGAGAGAGGGGGGCAGCGGAGGCAGAGAGGAAAGGAACUGGAGAACCUGGGGCAGGCUGGAGGAACGAGGCCGGAAUGAAGAUCGAGUGGGGGAGGGACGCUCCCAUCAAGGAGGGAACUCACAGGCAAGAUCUGGGUUACCGCGAGGGGCGGGUGGCGAACGGAACCGGAUCCCAGAAGGGGAUGAGGGGGCUGACAAGCCACGAGGGGAAUUAUCGAAGACAUCGGCUUCCUCUCAGUCCAGAGUUAGAUGGGGCAGCGAGUGGUAUGAGGACGAGCAGGCUCUGAUGCCAAUAAAAUAUCGGAGAAGGAGGAAAGCAUGGGGGUGGGGAUGGACGAGCAGUUGCGUGAUCAAAGAGCAGACAUGCUACAAAACACUAAAGCGGAGAAGGUAAAAAGGAGAGUUGUACCAAUCUUAUGUACGAUGUUAAAUGAGGGGGUCUGCUUUUUGACGUUGGCUCAACCGGACG